Molecule: messenger RNA, 1404 nt
Organism: Phytomonas sp. Hart1
Lineage: Eukaryota; Euglenozoa; Kinetoplastea; Trypanosomatida; Trypanosomatidae
Source: the annotation of a GenBank genome assembly
AUGGACCCCAUUUCGUUUAUGGAGGGCGAGCUUCAGCAGCUCACCGACGCCGGGAUUCCCUACCUCGAGCGCGUUGGGGUGGGAAAUGUCUACAUCGUGACCCCCUUCCACAAACUCAUCGAUUUGGUCCUCUCGGAGGUGAAUUCGUCGACGCUGAAAGGCAUGUCGCCGGCGCACGCGGGGAAGGCCCUGAAGCACGGGAUUCGUCUGAACCACAUCUUCAACGACGAGGCCGUCCUGCGCAGCCAACUGAGAAAGGGGAUGGAUAUGUACUUUGGGAUGCUCAAACAGAAGAAUAUGACGGACUCGGAUGUAGUGCGGUGCUGUGAAGAAGCCAACAGCGGCACCAUGAAACGGGUGCCCCCGCACGUCGUGGAGUUCGCCACCGCGGAGGAUAAGAUUGAGUACCUCGUCAAGCUUUACCGGACGCGAGUUCGCGAGAACCCGGCCUUCCCGAAGCGCUGCGAUGUCGUUCAGGAGAUGGCGGCGGCGAUCGGGCGUGGGGAGAAGGUGCUCCUGGAGGGCCCUCAAUCCUUCUGGCUGAGCAAUGGGUGCGAGAAGUUUUGGGUAAGCUCGACGUCGGCGAACACCUCGGCGAUCGGGCUCCUCGCGGCAUCGCAGCUGAACUUCCAGCGCGUGAAGACGGUGGUGAUUAACGUGCACAAGGCCCCGGCCUCCAGCCGUGUGGGCAUCGGUGCUUGCCCAAGCAGCUUCGUCGUGCAGGACUUCUUCUCGGUGCGGAAUAUUCGGACGCUGCAUGAGCUGCCGAAGGAUAUUUGCACCGAUUUUGACGCCAUCCAGUCUUUAUUUUUUAACCACGCCUUUCCCUACGUGGAGGAUCCGGCGCGGUUUAACGGGAUCCCCGCGCCGAUUGAGUACGCCGACGGGUUGGGGACCUACCACAUCGGCGCAGCGAUGGCGAUCGCCUCCUCCACCUUCCACGGCGAGUUCGGCGCGGUGACGCGAAAGCCGCGGAUCUGCGGCUUCUUCGACUGCGUUCUUCACCACGAGGUGAACGCGUUCCAGGGCCCCUACCUCGCCAUCUCCGCCCUCGACCGCGGCGACGCCUACGACCGGCUCGGAAUCACCAUCGCAUACGUCUAUUAUAGCCCCACAGGGGUUGUCUGCGAGGCGAACGGGCGGCGAUACCAAAAUGGGGAUAUCAUCCGAUCAGGGGACCCCGUCCCGAGCGAGGGCGUCCUCGCUUACUGCCAUCCAAUCGUGAAGUUAGUGAAAGGCUGGCGGGACGCCCCGAUCGCGUCCACGAAGCGUGAAAGGGGAGCCCCACUCCCGCCCGCGCUCUGCGAGUUUUUAUCUACGAUCGAACAUUUUACAGGGUGCAAGGUGCUGUCCAUCGGGAAUGGCCCCGGUGGAGAUGAUAACAUUUACUUAAAUCAGUCGUAA